Messenger RNA from Iphiclides podalirius (scarce swallowtail), 720 nucleotides. The record is from the annotation of a GenBank genome assembly. Lineage: Eukaryota; Metazoa; Arthropoda; Insecta; Lepidoptera; Papilionidae.
AUGGGAUGCGAGAGGAGAGAAGCGAUAGCAGUGAUCCGGAAUACGAAGACUCAGCGGUCGAAUCGCGCGCCGAUGGCGGCGCCGUUCCUGCGUUUCCCCCCGCCGGCGCUUGCGCCUAGUCUGGUGCACCGAGACCAUGAGGUCCUUGCAACGGAGUCGACGCCUACUGCUUCGAGCCCCGUUGCGAGUACGUCCGCCGCGCCCGGAGGAAACUUCUCGAGGUGUACGGCGAGGUUCACCGGGGAAGCACGCGACGCGGAGACUGUGGAGGCAUUUAUAGAAGCGGUUCAAGUAUAUAAAGAGUGCGCCGACGUGUCGGACGAGCACGCACUACGGGGAUUUCCCAUGUUGUUAGAGGGAAAUGCAGCUGCGUGGUGGCGAGGAACCCGCAACGGCGUGUUGUCGUGGUCGGAAGCCGUGGUGCGACUACGCACCAUGUACGGCAGCCCGCCGCCCGCCUACAAAGUGCUGCGAGAAAUAUUCGCCGCGGAACAACAGGGUGAUGAACGUGGUGAAGUUUUUGUGGCUAAAGUGCGAGCGAUAAUCGCGAGGUUACCGUAUAAUGUACCCGAGACAAUGCAAAUCGACAUAAUUUACGGACUAUUGCACCGUCAUAUUAAGAAACGAUUAGCACGUGACAGUAUUAUUAGUCUUGAACAUUUGUCUGAGAAAGUGAGAGUCACCGAGGAAGCUAUCGAGGAAAUAAAACUUCCGUCGCGA